UUUUCUGUCUCCCUUUCUCUCUUCCACAUCUCGUCUGCAAUGUCCACUUCAAGAAGAAAACUCCUCCUCAACACAGUUUCAGUUAGCCUCGGCUGCAGCAGCUGCAAGAAACCAAAACUCUCCUUUCUUUUCCACCCUAAACCCAAAUCCAAGCACCAUUCCCAUUCCCUUUACUCAAACCACUCCCUCUAUUUCUCCUCUUCAACCACCUCUUCCUGCAAAACAAACGCAACCGAGUACGACACAGCCAGCGCCACUACAUUCUCCCCCAAAACUUGGAAAACCGACGAAACCGACAUCCGCAAGCACAAGAAGACCGGUUCCAGAACUGUACGAGGAUUCGGUCGUGUCGGAGGCCAAAGCCUGGCGGUAGAGAAAGAAUCCGAUGACCCUUAUUUGGAUUUCCGGCACUCGAUGUUGCAGAUGAUUCUGGAGAAGGAGAUAUAUUCGAAGGAUGAUCUUAAAGAGCUGUUGAACUGUUUUUUGCAGUUGAAUUCUCCGUAUCACCAUGAGAUUAUCGUUAGGGCGUUUACUGAGAUCUGGAAUGGAGUUUUUUCUGUGAAGAAUAAUAAUGUUAGUAACAAUGGUUCAUCGAAGCUGCAGUUUGGAUGCAAGUCACGUGAGUUUUAGGGGUGUGCACGUGUCUUCAUAUCUGAGUCUAACUAAUAAAAAUCUUGUAACUUUUGUUAUGGAGUCUCCAAAGUGGGGGCCUUUUCAUGGUGGUUAAUAUGUCGCUGUUUGUAAAAAGUUUUUGAUGGAAAUGUAAUGGGAAAAAC
This is a messenger RNA of Pistacia vera, 776 nucleotides long. RefSeq names its product transcription repressor OFP6. Gene Ontology annotation, biological process: negative regulation of DNA-templated transcription. The transcript has a single exon. The record is from RefSeq and is a predicted model, not a curated record. The coding region runs from base 40 to 630 and encodes 196 amino acids. NCBI's taxonomy places the organism in Eukaryota, Viridiplantae, Streptophyta, Magnoliopsida, Sapindales, Anacardiaceae.